Molecule: messenger RNA, 1625 nt
Organism: Punica granatum (pomegranate)
Lineage: Eukaryota; Viridiplantae; Streptophyta; Magnoliopsida; Myrtales; Lythraceae
Source: RefSeq, a predicted model, not a curated record
CCACCGAAAGAAAAAAAAAAAAAAGAGGAAAAAAGGAGGAUCGAAAUAAUAAAAUUUAUCUGCAGCGAGCAGGGAGAAUUAAGCAAAUCUUUGAUUUACGGUGAAAUUCUAACGGGCCGUUUGGAUUCGGAGUUAAAGUCAACGAAAUUUUAACUUUGAUUUUAACUGAGGAAGAAGACAAAAGUUUUAUUACCGUUGUGGGCCCCUUCAUCUGAUCGAAAUUGACUUUCAGUGUUCUUGGCAAAAGACAGAGGACCGGCCCCCCCACCCCUUCGCAACCGUCUUCUUCCCCUGCGACACAACGCCGGCCCCCCCAUCCUUCUUCCUCCUCUGCUGGACAUCUCAAGGUUAAUAACACCUAAUCUCUUCUACCGUGCUUGUCGUCUGCGAGAAAGAGUAGCCCCUACACCUACCUCUGCCAAGAAUCGUGUCGGCAGUGCAUCUUGCGCUUCUUACGAACAAAGCUGGUCCCCUACCAGAGGAAGUUCUCUUCUUAAGAAGUGGCUGAGCUCACUUCCAACACCCACAUCGACAUUAUAGCAUUUAGAAAGAGAUGGUCCCCAAGGGUGAUGGAAUACUUGAGUGGACAGAUGCAUUGGAGAGUGCUUUCAUUGACGUGUUGCUCGAGAAGUUCACAAGGACGCAUACUACAUCUUGGAAAGGAAAGGAUUGGCAACAAAUGAAUGAGGAGAUGGAAGAGUAAUUUCCAGGCACCACUCUCGGCAUCAAGAAGUUGCAGCAGAAGCUUCGCAGGCUGCGGACCCAAUACAUGCAGUUUACUGAGCUUGUUUCGCACACUGGUGUCGGUUGGGAUGAGACAACCAACACGGUGAAGGCGAGUGCUCAUGUGUUGGACAAAUUUAUUAAGAAGAACAGUGGGUACAAGAGUUUCCAAGCAAAAGGCUUCAAGCAUUACAACUCAUUAAAUGAGUUGUUCAGAUCUAAGACAGCAACAGGUGCGUUACGAAUUUCGUCUGCAGAACCACCAAAGAGCCCAGAAACUUAUGCACGCAUGGAAGAAGACUUCCUAGCAGCAGCGGCAAAUCGGGGAAAAGAACCAGUUAAUCUUGAAGAGGGCUCCGGCGAUAGUGAUGACCCGGUCCAUGAGGUUACCGAACCUGUUGUUAUAGCGUCCCGUCGGCAAGUGCGUAGAAGAAGUUGCAACGCUGACUCCCGAUUGCAAGAGUGCCUCGACAUGUUGAAGUGCAAUAUGAGCAGGAGGGAGAAGGAGAGAAUUUGUACCCCUCCGACAUCGAAGAGAAGUAAAUCUGUGACGAGCCCUCCGAAACCAGCUUCGGGUUCUAUCGAGGAGUCGAUGGCUGUACUGAAUGUUUUGCGUCCACAACUGUCCAUUGAAGAGUACCUCGUGGCCAGUGAUUGUCUAGCAAAGGAUGAGCAGACAAGGCGUAUAUUCAUGUGCUUGCUCGAUGAUACAAGGCUUCCAUGGGUUCGUCGGCUUGUUGCCCCUUGAGUGGGCAUGAUGCAUCCUCAACUCUAUCGUAAUUUCGUAUCGUUUAAAUGCAAUGACAUUAAAUAAACACUUCCCUUUUAUAUUUGUUGUGUGUGCAAGUACGUUGCUUUGAUUGUUUGCCUUGGUUAUAUGUGAAUGCUGUGCUAUUUGUCUA